Anopheles maculipalpis is the source of this 1144-nucleotide messenger RNA. RefSeq names its product dynein regulatory complex protein 9-like. The transcript is spliced from 4 exons. Gene Ontology annotation, cellular component: motile cilium; cytoplasm. NCBI's taxonomy places the organism in Eukaryota, Metazoa, Arthropoda, Insecta, Diptera, Culicidae. Gene Ontology annotation, molecular function: protein binding. Gene Ontology annotation, biological process: cilium organization. The record is from RefSeq and is a predicted model, not a curated record. Bases 1 to 1140 code for a protein of 379 amino acids.
AUGUGUGACCUAUCGAAGCCUAACUUUCAUUCAACCGAAUCGUCAGAAAGCGAAGAUGUUAGCGAUACGACAACCAGAGCUUCGACGGCCGAGUCCAGCAGCCAGCUAGGCCCGAAAGCCAUGUUUAACGAGAUGGAAAGCGGAAUGAUUAACAUCAUCAUCGAGGAAGCGACCUACAAGCUGAUCGUGAUAAAUCGUGACGGCGACAAAACGAGUGCCCCGAUCGUACGGAAGCCACCCAUGCACGUACGGUUCGAUCCGGCGUACAAAAACCAACUUCUGAGCGAGAACAUGGUGGUAGAUUUGGCGAUGGGAAAAAUGAUUUUAGUAAAGCUACAGAAUGAUAUUUCAAACCUUCGAAAACUGCUUUCGGACACACAUACGGAGAUGGCUGAAUUCGGUACGUUUGAAACGCUGCAAACGUUCAUGGACAACGAUAUACAAAGCGAGCAGGAAGAAUUGAUAUUGAUUCGGGACAGUAUUCUAAAUGAUAAGAAACUGAAAAUCUUACAAACACAACUGGAGGGCGUCAACCGGGAGUGCAAGAUGGUGCUGAAACAGUUGGAUGAUGAAAUUUUCGAUCUGGAAACGAAGCUGAAAGAUGCACGCAUCGAGAACGGCAUAAAAACCAAGCUGGUCCAGCAGUGGGAGCGUACACGCCACGAGCAGGCACGCAUUAUCAUACAGGGCAAGGAAAACGAUCUCGUCCAAACUGCGACACAAACUAAAGCUAACAUCGAGCGCGAACUGCGCCUUAAAAGCGAAAUCGAUGUGUACAUCAACUACUGUAUCGAUCAGAUCAGUGAAAAGAUCGCUUUCUGGACGGACAAGUAUCAGCGUGAAAUUAAGGCACUGGAUGCACAGAUUGCCGAGCACAAGGACAAGAUAGUGAACCUGAAGGUGCAGUUCGAGGAGAUGACGAUACUGUUUAAGCACCGGGAGAAAGAUUUGAAAAUUUGCGCCGAGUUUAUGAAGGAACGGGAACAGCAGCUGGCAUUCGCCAACAAACAGAUGCGUUCGGCGAUCAAGAUCCAAUCUUGGUGGAGAGGUACGAUGGUACGGAAGGGUUUGGGGCAGUUUAAGCGCAAGAAAAAGCAGAAGCCUCAGAAAGCACCGAAAAAAGGUAAGAAGGGAAAGUAGUAAC